This is a messenger RNA of Microcebus murinus (gray mouse lemur), 1703 nucleotides long. It is a transcript of the gene GJB1, whose product is annotated as gap junction protein beta 1. Gene Ontology annotation, molecular function: gap junction channel activity. NCBI's taxonomy places the organism in Eukaryota, Metazoa, Chordata, Mammalia, Primates, Cheirogaleidae. Gene Ontology annotation, biological process: cell-cell signaling. The record is from RefSeq and is a predicted model, not a curated record. Gene Ontology annotation, cellular component: connexin complex.
GAUGUUGACACAGGGAUCAGUUCUCCUUCCAAAGGGGAAAGCAAAAAUUCAGAUCCCAGCGUCCACACAAGGGUCCUUAGAGGCCCCAGAGGGAGCUAUUGGCUCCAUCCCAGAAGGCUCAGGAAGGCAGUGGAGCUUAUAGGAAGGAGUAUGGGCUCUGGAGUCAGCCUGACCUGGCGCAGAUCCCAGCUUGUCACUGCGAGACGCUUGGGUGUGAAUGAGGCAGGAUGAACUGGACAGGUUUGUACACCUUGCUCAGUGGCGUGAACCGGCAUUCCACUGCCAUUGGCCGCGUAUGGCUGUCGGUCAUCUUCAUCUUCAGGAUCAUGGUGUUGGUGGUGGCUGCAGAGAGCGUGUGGGGUGACGAGAAAUCGUCCUUCAUCUGCAACACCCUCCAGCCCGGCUGCAACAGCGUGUGCUAUGACCACUUCUUCCCCAUUUCCCACGUGCGUCUGUGGUCCCUGCAGCUCAUCCUAGUUUCUACCCCAGCUCUCCUCGUGGCCAUGCACGUGGCGCACCAGCAGCACAUCGAGAAGAAAAUGCUGCGGCUUGAGGGCCACGGGGACCCGCUGCACCUGGAGGAGGUGAAGAGGCACAAGGUCCACAUCUCAGGGACACUGUGGUGGACGUAUGUCAUCAGCGUGGUGUUCCGGCUGCUCUUUGAGGCCGUCUUCAUGUAUGUCUUUUAUCUGCUCUACCCCGGCUACGCCAUGGUGCGGCUGGUCAAGUGCGAGGCCUACCCCUGCCCCAACACGGUGGACUGCUUCGUGUCGCGCCCGACCGAGAAAACCGUCUUCACCGUCUUCAUGCUGGCCGCCUCGGGCAUCUGCAUCAUCCUCAACGUGGCCGAGGUGGUGUACCUCAUCAUCCGCGCCUGCGCCCGCCGGGCCCAGCGCCGCUCCAAUCCGCCCUCCCGCAAGGGCUCCGGCUUCGGCCACCGCCUGUCGCCCGAGUACAAGCAAAACGAGAUCAACAAGCUGCUGAGCGAGCAGGAUGGCUCCCUGAAGGACAUACUGCGCCGCAGCCCCGGCUCCGGGGCCGGGCUGGCUGAGAAGAGCGACCGCUGCUCGGCCUGCUGAUGCCACCUGCCAGGCAACGUCCAUCCCAGCCCUGCCCCUGCCCCUGCCCCAGAACCCCUCCUUCUCCCCUGCUGGUGCACAGGCCUCUGCCGGCCAGGGAUGACUCGGCCCAAACCUUCCCUCCCUCCCUGCUUCCCUUCCUCCCAGGGCCUUCUGGCUGAGGAGGGAGCUGGAGGCCACCGAAGCCAGUGCUCAAGGUCAUCAAGGGUGUGGGCAGCUCUUGUCGCCUGUACCCCUUCCUCUUCCCUCUCCCCCUCCCUGGGGCCACUGGGGACGAGAGGUGGGAUGCUCUGACAGCAUCUCCAAUUAUGAAACUAAUCUUAACCCCGUGCUGUCAGGUGCCCUAUGUCUGCAGUCGCACCAGUGGGGAAGGACGUGGGCAAGUGGAGUGGCGGUGCUGUGGCCGUGCGGGUGGAGGAGGGAGGGUGGCAAGAAAAGGAGAAACAGCCUUGCCUUGCCGGCCACAAGGAGAAGGAGGACGACUGUGGGGUGAGGGACUUAGGGAGGGCGAAGCAGGCAGAUAAGUUGGAGUGGGGGUUGGUCGGGGCUGCCUCUGCCUCCAGUCCCCAAGGCCUCGCUCUGCCUGAAAUGUUACACAUUAAACAGGAUUUUACAGUAAAUGAA